AUGACUAUCCUUCAGUAUGAAGGAAGUUCAAGAAUCAAGACACUACAGGUAAGAGCCCAAAGCAAAAUCCGAAAGGCUCACGCUCUUUCCCGGGGAUCCCACGGUUCUGUUCUCCCUCUGCUUGUACGUGAAGCCUUCAUACAGGUUCUUUCAGAGCUUCGCGUACCUUUAGUUCAAUGCAUUUCCGCUAAUUCUGAAAUAGCAUCUCUUGCAAAACAUUGGGGAUGUGCAGUUCUGACUAACGACGGUGACUUCUACAUCUUCGAUCUCAAAGGUGGCUACCUACCUUUUUCAUUCUUCCAAUGUAAUAACGUCAGCGGUAAGGCCACGGAACGCUACAUCCCAGCACGCAAUUUCACCAUGAACUGCUUCUGCUCACAUUUCAACCACAUAAAUAAGCAGCUCCUCUCUCUAUUUGCUGUUGUCAGCGGGAACGACUACAAAUCUGCUAAAAAAGAGUAAGUACCCUCCGGUCGGAAGUGUGGAUGUAGUUCCAGUCCUCGAAUCAAGGGCUUUUUGUUCUGGCUGACUCAGUUUACCAGCCCAGUAGAUGCUCUGGAGGAAGUCCUGGAGAUUUUGGGUGAACAACGGAAAGGAAACUUACGUACACAGCUCUCCGCAGGAAUGGAGGACUACCAGCUUCCUCAGAGAAGCAGUUUGGCUCAAUACUUCUCAAGUCCCCAACCAACACUUCCAGAUGUCCAGGGACUCCCAGCAGCAUUGGUUUCUCAACCCGAAUGGCUUUUAAGGAGGGUUGCAUCAGGUUAGCUGUCGUUCUUUGUUUUGGUGCUUGUACACCAGAAGGUUCUGUUAGUUGUGCAGGUUGAGAAUAGUAACCUGCCUAGCAGUCAUACAACCUCAAAGAAGACUAUCUACAGCCUCCUGCUUGGAAAUGCAAGACAGGAUAGUCAGACGACACAAGGAGUCAACCAGAGAGGAAGAGGAAGAAAAUCUCAGGGUUAAGGAGGACAACAGUGUCUCAUCCCAUGUGUUGAUGAAUAUGACAGACAAGAACUGAAUCUCAAGAAAAACACAGUGGAGGCACACCGAACCAGCUGUGUGCCACAGCUUGAUCUCGCAGCAACUGACAAGGGUUUUCAGUGGUACUCUGCUGCAUGGUCUUGAGGCUGCAAUAAGAGUGGGUCACCAGUGUGAGGCUCUGCUUACAGGGGACGCUGUUGCUUGGCAGCUCUACUGCGUCCUGCUAGAGGCAUUGACAGCUCCUGCAGAAUCAGCAACAGCAGCCGGGGGUCGAGCGGAGGGGCAGAGACGGCCUCAGCAUA
Molecule: messenger RNA, 1283 nt
Organism: Carassius gibelio (silver crucian carp)
Lineage: Eukaryota; Metazoa; Chordata; Actinopteri; Cypriniformes; Cyprinidae
Gene: aste1b
Product: asteroid homolog 1b
Source: RefSeq, a predicted model, not a curated record